AUGGCAUUUGGAACUGUCCGCCGACUUCUGGGUGUGCUGGCUGUUUUGCAGCCCCUGACUAGUCUGGCUGCUGCUCAGUCAUGUUGGAAUCAAAGCACGGCAAUCAAUGGCACUGCUUUCCCGCCGUUGAUUGAGGCUACUACAGAAGACCUCGUCCGCGGGCUGGAAUCGGGCCUGUUCACAAGCGUCGAUCUUGUUACGGCAUACAUUGAGCGCAUCAUGGAAGUCAACGCAACUCUGCAUAUGGUGACCCAGCUCAACCCCGACGCUCUUUCUAUCGCAGCAGAACGUGACUCGCAACGCGCAAAAGGCAUUAUUCACGGACCACUCCACGGAAUGCCGAUUCUGAUCAAAAACAAUAUCGCUACUGCUGAUGCAAUGGACAACACGGCCGGCUCCUAUGCGCUUGCCGGCGCAAAGGUUCCUCGAGACAGCACAAUCGCCGCCAAUCUCAGGAAGGCGGGAGCUGUGAUUCUUGGGAAGACCAACUUGAGCCAAUGGGCGAACUACCGUUCCUUCAACACGAGUAACGGCUGGUCGGCAAUCGCAGGACAGACCAUCGGUGCUUAUUACCCUGGUCAAGAUCCUAGUGGCAGCAGUUCUGGCAGUGGCGUUUCGUCUUCCUUGGGACUGGCCUUGGCUGCCUUGGGCACUGAGACAGACGGCAGUAUCCUGAGUCCCUCGGAUGUCAACAAUCUGGUUGGCAUCAAGCCUACUGUCGGAUUGACGUCCCGCUACCUGGUUGUUCCUAUCUCUGAACAUCAAGAUACCAUCGGGCCCAUGGCUCGGACGGUUAAAGACGCGGCAUACGUCCUGUCAGCAAUAGCAGGGAAGUCGCCUUAUGAUAACUACACAUCUGCAAUUCCCUUCGACACCAUUCCCGACUACGUCGCGGCAUGCAACUUUUCGGCGCUGCAGGGAAAGAGGAUCGGCGUCCCACGAAAUCUCAUCGACCUAUCCUUCGACUCAACAGCUGCGCCGAUCGUGCCCGUCUUCGACGCCGCUCUGGACGUCCUUCGCGCGGCAGGAGCGACUAUCAUCGACAAUACCAACUUCACUGGCUACGAUGCUCUCAAUGAAGGCAACUACUCCAACAUCGUCCUCGAAGCGGAUUUCAUCAGCAAUCUUGCGAAUUACCUCUCGGAGCUCUCGCACAAUCCCAACCAUGUCUACUCCGUGGCAGACGUCCGCAACUUUACUCACUCAUUCCCUCUGGAAGACUGGCCCGAGCGCGACACGCUGGUCUGGGACGGCGCGUUGGAUCUUGGCUUCAACAACACUUCGCCAGACUUUUGGUCGAAUUAUACGAUGAAUACCUAUUUGGCCGGUCCACUGGGAAUUACAGGCGCGCUUGCCAACUACUCCUUAGAUGCUCUGGUGUUGCCGACGGAAUUUUCGCCCAACUUCCCUGCUCUGAUCGGAUCGCCUGUCGUAACGGUGCCUCUCGGAGCCUUCCCUCCUGGUACACCAGUUACUCCAAACGGAUUUGGCAACCUGAAUGCCACUGCACCAAAUCUCCCGUUUGGAAUCAGUUUCAUGGGACCCCAUUUCAGUGAAGAGUUGCUCAUCGGGUUGGCAUAUGCAUUUGAGCAAAGGACCCUUGUUAGGAACACUAUUACGCCCCAUAUACAAGCCACGGUGGAGCUGGUUGACGUGGUCAAUGCGAGGUUGAACAAGUCACUGAGCUAG
Cladophialophora immunda is the source of this 1689-nucleotide messenger RNA. RefSeq lists its product as uncharacterized. NCBI's taxonomy places the organism in Eukaryota, Fungi, Ascomycota, Eurotiomycetes, Chaetothyriales, Herpotrichiellaceae. The coding region runs from base 1 to 1689 and encodes 562 amino acids. The record is from RefSeq and is a predicted model, not a curated record. The transcript is spliced from 3 exons.